Molecule: messenger RNA, 720 nt
Organism: Myotis brandtii (Brandt's bat)
Lineage: Eukaryota; Metazoa; Chordata; Mammalia; Chiroptera; Vespertilionidae
Product: inactive peptidyl-prolyl cis-trans isomerase FKBP6-like
Exons: 7
Coding region: 1-720 (239 amino acids)
Molecular function (GO): peptidyl-prolyl cis-trans isomerase activity
Source: RefSeq, a predicted model, not a curated record
AUGUCUUGCCUUGAAGGUGGCAAGAAGAAGCCCCUAAAGCAGCUGAGGAAGCAGGCCAAGGAGAUGGGUGAGGCGGGCAAAAGGGACUUUGAAGAUGUCAUCAUGGUCAUAAACCUGAAUUAUGCAGGAGAUUUUCCUGCACGUAAGAAGGAAAUGAUCCCGGACCGAUGCAGGAGGGAGCGGAGACGUGAUGUUACGGAGGUGAGGGUAUUGGUCCAUUUUUCUGUGUCUGUGCCCUCUGUCCUAGUGAAAUACUCUGGGUACCUGGAGCACAUGGACAAGCCUUUUGAUUCGAAUUGCUUUAGGAAAACGCCCCGACUCAUGAAGCUGGGAGUGGAUAUUACCCUUUGGGGCAUGGAGCUGGGCCUUCUGACCAUGCGGAGGGGAGAGCUGGCCAGGUUUCUAUUCAAACCGCCCUAUGCCUACGGAACACUGGGCUGCCCGCCCUUGAUCCCCCCCAACUCCACUGUCUUAUUUGAGAUUGAGCUAAUUGACUUCCUGGAUUCUGCUGAAUCAGACAAGUUUUGUGCCCUGACCGCCGAGCAACAAGAUCAAUUUCCACUUCAGAAAGUCCUAAAAGUGGCAGCUACUGAACGGGAGUUUGGCAACUACCUUUUCCGCCAAAAUCGUUUCUAUGAUGCCAAAGUGAGAUAUAAACGGAUAGCUGGGAAAGGGGACAAGGUAUUUGGGGGAAGCCUGGUGUUCUGUGUCUGCUACUAA